AUGGUAUACCUGCGACAGCAUCAGUUACCGAACCUGAAAGACUAUCGAUAUGCGGGCGUGGAUCUGUCCCUUGUUAGCCGAUAUGUCCUCAAGCCGUUCUAUAAUAACUUCGUGAUCAAAUUCUUUCCCAUGAGCAUGGCUCCUAAUGCUAUUACCUUGACGGGUCUUAUUUUCGUCCUGAUCAACUUUGCCACCGUUCUAUACUACAAUCCAACGCUAGACCAGGACUGCCCCCCUUGGGUUUAUGCCAGUUGCGCCGUGGGGUUGUUCCUGUACCAGACGUUCGACGGUGUAGACGGCAUUCAGGCGCGGAGAACUAAGCAGAGCGGUCCCCUAGGCGAGCUCUUCGAUCACAGUGUCGAUGCGUGCAACACUGCUCUGGGGGUUUUGAUCUUCGCGGCUGUUAUGAACCUUGGCCAGUCCUGGGCUACCGUGUUGACCCUUUUUGGAUCUACCAUGACAUUCUACGUUCAAACCUGGGACAUGUACUAUACCCAGGUCUUGACGCUUGGGAUUAUAUCUGGACCCGUUGAAGGCGUACUGACGCUUUGUGUUGUCUUUGGAAUCACUGCAUACAUGGGAGGGGGCAGCUUUUGGCAUCAGCCCAUGCUCGAGACCAUCGGUAUCCCCCAGUUCGGGUUCAUUCCUCAGCGAAUCUAUGAGGUCCCUUUUACUCAGUGGUAUCUCAUUUACGGCGCGUUUGUUCUCUUUUUUGCUGUUGGCUCGAGCAUAGCCCAUGUCGUGCAGGUUCGAAAGGAGAAAGGAAAGGACUCCAUCAAGCCCCUCUACGGCCUUCUUCCGCUUGUUUUGACUUGGGUCCUUGUGCCGGCUUAUCUCUAUCUCAACCCGACCGUCCUUGAGAACUACCUGGUCCCAUUCGGCCUGUAUGUCGGCUUGGUGAAUGCGUACGCUGUUGGGCGAAUGAUUUGUGCCCACCUCGUCAAGUCCGAGUUCCCCUACUCCAACAUUCUUCUUACCCCUGUCGCUCUGGGUGUCAUCGAUGGCACUGCUGUACUUUUUGGUCUUUGGUCGAAGCCUUUGCUUGAUACUAUUGGACAUCCCGCGUUCGUCUUUUUGUCUCUGGGACUGGGCCUUGGUGUUUAUGGAAGCUUCGUGCACGAUAUUAUUACCACAAUCUGCGACUACAUCGAUAUCUGGUGCUUGACUAUCAAGCAUCCGUACAUGCCGGAAGAGACCGCCAACGGCGAUGUUGUUCGUGCAUCCAAGAAGACGUUAUAG
Messenger RNA from Aspergillus calidoustus, 1239 nucleotides. The record is from the annotation of a GenBank genome assembly. NCBI's taxonomy places the organism in Eukaryota, Fungi, Ascomycota, Eurotiomycetes, Eurotiales, Aspergillaceae.